UGUGUUCUUUUUCGGUUUUCUAAGCCUUCCGGUUCUCUCUCUCUCUUUCUUGUACUUUUCUCUCUAUCCUGUUUAUCCUGACUACGCCGGUAAACGUCUUCUUCUCGCCGGCAAACCGCUCACUGUUGCUUUCGCCGGCGACCAAUAAACUUGACUUUCCGAGACUAACUCAUUCCUUUUCACAUUCUAUUUUUAUUCUCGAAACAUAUGUUCCUAUUUUGUGACUCGGUUUUGGAUCUCCGAGUUUGACUCGGUCGCUUAUUGUUUGGCGCGUUUUGAGAGAAUGUGGGGCGGUUGGCGGUCGUUGAAGGCUUUGUUUUGGUAGGAGGACGAGAUCGUGAUCUAGGGUUUGGUUUUCGGAUUUGGAUUCUUUUCUUUAGCGGUUGGGUUCGAUUCUUUGCGAGUUUAAGACGGAGGCGUAUAGGCGGCGUUUGCGGAAUGAGAUGGUGGAAGGAAGGGCCUGUUUGUCUAAAGAGGCUAGAAAUGGGUUAGAAUUUAUCAAGCACAAAAGGCUUCAACGAAUGAAAUCCAUCAUUGUCAGUGAGACAAUUGGUGUUACCAACAUGAUGAGUAGAAGCGGAGGAGAGGCUCUGAGGUCUGCGGCAGCAUGUGGUGUGAGAAUACAUGGUACUGCAGAUUCAUCAUCACAGUCACGUGGUGUUUCAAUUGGAAAGGAUGCGUUUCCAAAGCGCAAGGUGGAUAAGUUUGAUACAAGUGAUCUAGAAUGGACUGCAAGAAUUCCGGAGUGUCCUAUAUACUAUCCGACAAAAGAGGAGUUUGAGGAUCCUUUAGUUUAUUUGCAGAGGAUUGCUCCGGAAGCUUCAAGAUAUGGUAUGUGCAAGAUCAUUUCCCCUCUGAAUGCGUCUGUCCCUGCAGGCGUUGUACUAAUGAAGGAGAAAGCAGGAUUCAAAUUUACUACUAGGGUGCAACCUCUUCGUCUCGCUGAGUGGGAUACUGAUGACAGAGUCACUUUCUUCAUGAGUGGAAGAAACUAUACUUUCCGCGAAUUUGAGAAAAUGGCGAACAAGGUUUUUGCUCGUAGAUACUAUAGUGCCGGUUGUCUUCCUGCUUCAUACUUGGAAAAAGAAUUUUGGCGUGAAAUUGCUUGUGGAAACACCGAAACCGUUGAGUACGCAUGCGAUGUUGAUGGUAGUGCCUUUUCCUCUUCUCCCAACGAUCCACUUGGAAGUAGCAAAUGGAACUUGAAGAAACUUUCUCGGCUGCCAAAGUCCAUUUUGCGUCUUUUGGAAACUGCUAUUCCUGGAGUAACUGAGCCCAUGCUUUACAUUGGGAUGCUGUUUAGCAUGUUCGCUUGGCACGUGGAAGAUCAUUAUUUGUAUAGCAUUAAUUAUCAUCACUGUGGGGCAGCAAAAACUUGGUAUGGCAUUCCGGGUCAUGCGGCUUUAAAAUUUGAGAAGGUGGUUAGGGAACAUGUCUAUACCCAAGAUAUCCUAUCCACUGAUGGGGAGGAUGGAGCAUUUGACGUACUUCUGGGGAAAACAACUUUGUUUCCUCCAAGUAUUCUGUUAGAACAUGAUGUUCCUGUGUACAAGGCUGUACAAAAGCCGGGGGAAUUUGUAAUUACUUUCCCUCGAGCAUAUCAUGCCGGGUUUAGUCACGGUUUUAACUGUGGGGAGGCUGUGAACUUUGCAAUUGGUGACUGGUUUCCUCUGGGGGCUGUAGCCAGCCGCCGUUAUGCUUUUCUCAACAGAAUGCCUCUGCUUUCUCAUGAGGAGCUUCUGUGCAAAGAAGCAAUGUUUCUUCAUACGAGUUUAGAACUUGAAGACCCAGAUUAUUCUUCUACAGACUUUACCUCUCAACAUUGUGUUAAGGUUUCUUUUGUGAAACUUAUGCGUUUCCAGCAUCGUGCUCGCUGGUCUCUUAUGAAAUCACGGGGAUGUAUCGGUCUUUCUCCGAAUCCUCAUGGAACAAUUCUAUGCACUUUAUGCAAACGAGAUUGUUACAUAGCUUUCCUUAACUGCAGCUGUUGCUUGCAUCCAGUGUGUCUUCACCAUGAUAUGGAGUCCCUUGAGUUCUCAUGUGGGAGAAGUCGUACUAUGUUUUUGAGGGAUGACAUUUUAGAAAUGGAAGCCGCAGCAAAGAACUUUGAGCAGGAAGAUGGAAUAUUAGAGGAGAUUUUGCAGCUAACUAAAAGUGGCGAUGAUUUGUACAUGUAUCCUGCCCCAUACAUGUGCCAGGGAUUUGUCGAGGAAGGAUACGCUCCUUAUUGUGAGGUUAGAUUUUCUAUGAAUGAGAAUUCUACUCUGGCUAAUUCAGGAGAGCCAAUUCAUCACCAGCCUACAUUGAACAAAAGCACAAGAAAAUUUAGACCUGAAACUUCAGAUUCCUCCAUUUCUUGCGCAGCUUUGAGUUUGGUGCCUUUUGGAAUUUCAUCUACGCCCAGAAAUGAGCAUCUGGUGCGAGCUAACUUGGGGAGUACUGAUUCUAAGACAUUCUCUGAAGAAAUAUCACAUUGCACAUAUGAUUCUUCUCUGUCCUCUCUCUCACGAGAUGAAUGCUUUAGUACACAGCAAAGAAAUUAUGUAUCAGAGCCUAAGGCUAGUAUGGACCAAGACAGUGACGGUUCUGAUUCAGAGAUAUUUAGAGUUAAACGGCGUCCAUCUUUGAAAGUGGAUAAAAGAAAUGCAAAUAAUGGCAUAUCAUCUAUGAAAGUGGAUAAAAGAAAUGCAAAUAAUGUCAUAUCAUCGAGGAGUUCUGAAUACCAGGGGCUUAAAAGAUUGAAGAAACUUCUACCUGAAGGAAGAAGUGAGCAAUCAAUGUCAUCAGAGUGCCGGAGAACUGCUGGACUAACCUGCAACUCCACUUCUAACUUUAAAGAGGGUCAGAAGGACAGGCUUCUACCUGAAGGAAGAAGUGAGCAAUCAAUGUCAUCAGAGAGUCGGAGAGCUGCUGGACUAACCUACAAUUCCACUUGUAACUUUAAAGAGGGUCAGAAGGACAGGCUUCUACCUGAAGGAAGAAAUGAGCAAUCAAUGUCAUCAGAGAGUCGGAGAACUGCUGGACUAACCUACAAUUCCACUUCUAACUUUGAAGAGGGUCAGAAGGACAGGCUUCUACCUGAAGGAAGAAAUGAGCAAUCAAUGUCAUCAGAUUACCGGAGAACUGCUGGACUAACCUUCAAUUCCACUUCUAACUUUAAAGAGGGCCAGAAGGAGAGGCUUGCUAAUGGAAGUAUGAUUCCUAUAUCUAUUAAGUUCAAAAAGUUGGCAAAUGAUGAACCAAGUAGAAAGCAAGAACGCAGCAGAGUAGACAGAUUCCAGCUUGAGUUGGGGAAGAAGAUCACAAAGUACGAUUCCUCAUUUUUAGGCUCACAGAGAAGGAUAUAGAUUGGCCCUUGGGUCAAGAAUGACAGUAGAUCUGGUUGACCUGCCUCUGGAGCAAUGUCUAGAGGCCGACUCGCUAACUUCAUUUUUCUCUAAUGGUGGGGGGUUCUAACGAACAAGGCAAGCCUGCAAGAUCUGUUUGGGGAGCAGUGGCUAAAAUUAACCAAGUUUAGGGCAAAAUUUUUAUUCUUUGUGUAGGGCCUCAAAUUGGGUGCCUUCCACGGAAUGUGAUUUUUGGGUUCUCUGGCCAGGGGUAUUUUUCCUUCUUUGGCAGGAGAACCUUCCUGCAAAGUUCAAAAUUUGGGGGUUAGUAACUUGGAUGUAAAUUUGACGUUAGCAGUCCAAUUAAUUCUUACAGAGGAAAGUGGGUAUUUCCACUUCUCCAUUUAACAUCAGUAUUGCUGCUGCCCUUGAUUUACAUUCUCCAUUCUUUUGUUAGCAAGGGACUACUCGAAUAAAUUCCGAGAAAUGCUUUUGUCUCUUGUCA
This is a messenger RNA of Tripterygium wilfordii, 3831 nucleotides long. RefSeq names its product lysine-specific demethylase JMJ706-like. Gene Ontology annotation, biological process: chromatin remodeling. The record is from RefSeq and is a predicted model, not a curated record. Lineage: Eukaryota; Viridiplantae; Streptophyta; Magnoliopsida; Celastrales; Celastraceae. Gene Ontology annotation, molecular function: histone demethylase activity. The coding region runs from base 444 to 3347 and encodes 967 amino acids. The transcript is spliced from 11 exons. Gene Ontology annotation, cellular component: nucleus.